Molecule: messenger RNA, 1065 nt
Organism: Thamnophis elegans (Western terrestrial garter snake)
Lineage: Eukaryota; Metazoa; Chordata; Lepidosauria; Squamata; Natricidae
Gene: C8H8orf82
Product: chromosome 8 C8orf82 homolog
Exons: 3
Coding region: 237-854 (205 amino acids)
Source: RefSeq, a predicted model, not a curated record
CGCGGUCUUGGCCAGGAAAAGCAGCGCGGACAGGACUCCGCUCUCGGGGCGACCAAGCGACGGACAUUCCACUCCCGGCCAGCAGGGGUCGCACCGCGGGCGGAACCUUCCUGCCGGCCCCGCGCGCCGGCGGGAGCGCGUCCGUCAACGGAAGGGUCCCCCAUAAGCGCUUCCGGUAAAACGGCUCCGGCCUACCGACCGGGUUGUCCUCUCCGCCGCCAGCGACCGGAGCCGGGAUGCGGCUGUUACGGACCGGCCUGGGCUUCCUGCUGCGCCCGGGGAUCCGUCGCGGACCCGGGCAGCCUCUCUACCAGCAAGGCCAGAGCCCCUCGCCGCGCACCCGCGAGUACUUCUACUACAUCGACCACCAGGGACAGCUUUUCCUCGAUGAUACCAAGGUCAAGAACUUCAUCACGUGUUUCAAAGACCAGCAGUUCCUGGUCUUCUUCUUCAAGCAGCUGAAGCUGAACCGCAGCGGCCGCUAUGAGGACUCCUUCCCUUACCUGUCGCCCUGCGGCCGGGAGCACAACUACGUCCGUUGCGAUGACCGGCCCAUCGUCUUCACGCACCUCCUGGAUGGACCCUCGGGCCAGCAGUCGCUGUCCUUCUGCGGGGGCUCAGAGCGCCUGGCCGUGCCCUUCCAGCCGGAGCAGCUGGUCAUGCUGGCCGAGAACGGGCGGGUCUAUCACCCAGGUCCGGAGAAGGCUGGCGGGGUAGGAUUGGUCAAAUCAUCCUUGGCCUUUGAGUUGAGCCCUUGCUUUGAGUACCAGGACGGACCCGGUCAGCCGCCCACUCAUUUCCGCUGGCAGGAGAAGAGACACGCGCUCACGAACGAGCUGCUGCGGUUGAUCUGACGCCGUUGUAGAGCGAGGAACGCCUUCCAGUGGUCUUCUUGUUGGCACCCUCGGCUUGACAUCAACCCAAAUUAUGCCCCACCUGCCGUUCCAGGUGCCCCGUUUUUCCCAGGAGACCAACUCAAGAACGUGGUUGGAAGCGUCUGUCCAGAAUCCCAGGAGGGCAAGGAUCCCGGAUAAACUCUCUUGGAAUAAAAACCGUUUCAUGGUU